UCAAAUUCAUAUUGAUUGCCUCCCCCACACACCAAAAAAAAAAAAAAAAAAACUCUAAUUGAUUGCUAGGCAUUUUUAUAGUUUUAUAUAUACGUCGCACAAACCCACAAAAAUUACAGGCGAAGGAGAGGAGCACAGAAAACCACCACUACCACCACCACCUUUUCUUCUUUUCAUACUUGCGGGAAAACACAGGAGAGUCUUUGAGCAAGAAAAUGUAUAGCAACGGAGAAUCUUCUUCUCCGGAGGACUCCAAUGGCGAAUCAAAUGGAGGGUUGAUUCGAAAAAGGCUCAGAGAUCGAUCAGAGAAAGUGGCUAAAACGAAAGAGAUGUUGUCGAAGCAAGCAGUUCAAACCAAACAGAUCUUGUCUAAACAUGCAGAUAAGAUUGCCAAACGGGCUGAAGAACACGAAAGAUUCAUCAACAAGGUGACUUAUUUGUUGAGUGUUCUUGGGUUUGGAACAUUCUGCUUUCUGUUGGGUGCCAGGCCUCAAGAUGUCCCUUAUGCAUAUUGUUUGCUCUAUGUCAUAUUUGUUCCUCUACGGUGGAUUUAUUAUCGAUACAAGAAAUGGCAUUAUUAUCUCUUGGACUUCUGCUACUACGCCAACACACUAUUCUUGGUCAUGCUUCUUUGUUUUCCUAGAAACGAGAAGUUUUUCAUGAUUUGCUUCUCUUUUGCAGAGGGUCCACUAGCUUGGGCACUGAUUGUGUGGAGAUGCAGCUUAGUCUUUAAUUCUUUCGACAAAAUUGUAAGCGUCUUCAUACAUCUUUUGCCUGGGUUGGUUUUCUUCACAAUUCGAUGGUGGGAUCCUGUGUUUUUUGAAGCCAUGCACCCUGAGGGGACUCCUCGCAGACCUUCAUGGCCUUAUGUAGAAAGCAAGUAUAACCUCUGGACGUGGCUAUUUCUUGUUCCAUUAGUUGCUUACUGUCUCUGGCAGGCUCUUUAUUUUCUCAUUGUAGAUGUCCUCCGUAGGCAGAGACUUUUACAGGACCCUGAAGUUAUGACCUCUUACAGAGAGCUCUCCAAAAAAGCACAGAAAGCUAACAACAUAUGGUGGCGUUUAAGUGGUAUUCUUGGAGAUCAGAACCGGUUGCUUAUGUAUAUUGUCCUCCAAGGAAUAUUUACAGUGGCAACAAUGGCACUUACAGUACCCAUAUUUUUGUCCUACAAAUUGUCUGUCUUUUUCCAAAUCCUUAAACUCUCUGCAACUGUAUGGAAUGGAGGGAACUUUUUACUUGAAGUAAUGCCAAGACAGUACGUACUUAAAGAGAAGAAGAAAUCAGAGGGCAAACGGGAGCAGACUAUCGAAGACCAGUCAAUUGCCCCGGAGAAUUCGAUGAGCUCAUAUGGUAAAUGCGUUCCUCAAACUAUGCAGACUGAACAAGACCAGCCCAUGGAACUUGAAGCCUUGAUGGGAACAAGUAAUUCGGCUGAGAUGCAAGAGUCCUCUUAGUGAUGUACAAAAUAAAUUCUACAAACUCCAUCUUUACAAGUGAAAGCUGUGAACUUUUCAGGAAUAUUCUUUGUAGAUUAAUGUGUUUUACAAAUCCCUUAAAAGUGAUCACUCUUCAAUGAGGGGCAUAACAAGUAGUUUAGCUGAGAGGAGAUGUAUUGACAAGAUGUCGGAUCUGAUGAGCUGGAACUUUUUACUUUCCAGUAAAAAAAAAACAGAACUAGAACCGAGAUUUAGGAACAGAGGGUGGGAAUUAAUGUUUUGAUGUAAAGAGAACAGUGAUGUGGGAACAUAAACCGGGUCCCAGUUGAUUUUCUGUUUUCUUGAAAUUAUUUUAACAAGAGGUGUCGAAAUGGUUGAUGGC
Coffea arabica (coffee) is the source of this 1818-nucleotide messenger RNA. Its product is annotated as glycerophosphocholine acyltransferase 1-like. The record is from RefSeq and is a predicted model, not a curated record. Gene Ontology annotation, biological process: phosphatidylcholine biosynthetic process. Lineage: Eukaryota; Viridiplantae; Streptophyta; Magnoliopsida; Gentianales; Rubiaceae.